Thermothelomyces thermophilus ATCC 42464 is the source of this 4509-nucleotide messenger RNA. RefSeq lists its product as uncharacterized. Gene Ontology annotation, molecular function: ATP binding; ABC-type transporter activity; ATP hydrolysis activity. Bases 1 to 4509 code for a protein of 1502 amino acids. Gene Ontology annotation, cellular component: membrane. The transcript is spliced from 5 exons. Gene Ontology annotation, biological process: transmembrane transport. Lineage: Eukaryota; Fungi; Ascomycota; Sordariomycetes; Sordariales; Chaetomiaceae. The record is from RefSeq and is a predicted model, not a curated record.
AUGGCCUCAUCAGCUGCCGCUCAUGGCUCCCGGCGUCCACCCACGAGACCAAUAAUCUCCGCAGACCGGAACCACCACCGCAUCAUCCAACUCGACGACUUCUCCUCUCACAUCGCAAGUGCAGAACAACAACCACCGCCAGCAGGACCAGUAUCGGCAGCAGCCAAAUCCUCCUUCAAACACCUCUUCACAUUCACCCCCGCACGGCACAUACCCUUGGUCGCCCUCUCGUUCACCACCGCCGCCCUCGUCGCCGCCGGCCGCACUGCCUACGCCGUCCUCCUCGGCCGCAUCUUCGACGUCGUCACCCGCUUCGGCACCGGCCUGCUCUCGCCCGCCGACUUCCUCGCCCAGAUCUCCCAGUGGGCCGUCUGGUUGUGCGUCCUAGGCGCCGGCAUGUGGGUCGUUUCGACCGUCGACGCCGCCGCCUGGGUCGUCGGCGGGGAGCUCAGGGCGCGGACGGCGAGGCGGGAGGUGUUUUGGCGGUUCCUGAUGGGCAAGGAGGUGGGUUGGUUCGAGGCGCGGGAGGAAGGGGUUGGCGGGUUGACGGCCAGUGUUGCGACGCAAACGAGGGAACUGCAGACGGCCACAUCCCAGACGCUUGGCUACAUUGUCUGCGACGUGUUUGUGUUCGCCGCCUGCCUCGUCGUCGCGUUCGUCUACUCGUACAAGCUGACGCUUGUCAUGCUGGCGACUGGUGUCCCCUCGGCCCUGAUACUCUGGCGCAUCAGCAGGUUCCUCGACCCGGCGAUCGAGGCGCAGAAGAGAGAGCUCGCGCAGGCCGCUAAGUACGUCACCGCCGCCUCCACCGCCAUAGACCUCGUCAAGGUGUACAACGCGGCCGACCACGAGGCGUUCAACUUCACUUCGGCAAUCCGGAGGUCGGCGAGGUAUUACUCGCGCCAAGCGAUGUGCAACUGCGGGCAGAUGGGCUACGUCAAGUUAUGGAUGAUCACGUUGUUCGUGCUGGGCUUUUCAUUUGCCGUCGUUCAAGUCAAAAAUGGCGAGCUUAGUCCGGGCGAUGCGUUGACCACCUUCUAUGCCGCCCUUAUCGCGUUCCAGUCGAUCGAGAUGCUCGGACCGCACUGGCUCGUAUUGGCGAAGGGCAUGGCCGCAGGACAGCUGCUUCGAGGACUGGUGGAUGAGAGCGGCAGUGGUCAACUCGAGAGAACUGCUGGCUGUCUAAAGCCCUCUGGGUGUCGGGGAAUCAUCGAGAUGAACAAUGUUAGCUUUGCGUAUCCGUCAAACUUUGCCAGGGCAGUCAUACGGCCAUCGAAUCUUCGUUUCGAGCCUGGACGGCUCACCUUUGUCAUUGGCAGAAGCGGCUCUGGUAAGAGCACCCUCGGCAGUCUCCUCGUGCGGUUCUACGAACCCCUCACCGGACAGAUCAUGCUGGAUGACAACCCCAUCACGGCAUUCGAUCUCAACUGGCUUCGACAAAACGUUACGCUUAUCCAGCAAUCCAGUUCGAUCUUUGGUGACAGCUUCUUCAAAAACGUCGCCCUUGGCGCCAUGGAACCAGACAAUGUCCCCCUCGACGCCGUGCAAAGCGCUUGCUCCAUGGCCCUCCUCCAGUCCACCAUUUCCAGCCUACCCAACGGACUCGACACCACGAUCGGUCCAGGCGGCUACGGCUUGAGUGGUGGACAGAGGCAGCGUCUAGCUCUUGCCCGAGCCAAAUUACGCGAUCCACCCGUUUUGAUUCUUGACGAGAUCACCAGCGGACUCGACCCCGUGAGCCGAAAUCUGAUCAUGGAAGGCAUUCGCGCGUGGAGAAAGGACAAGACAACAAUCAUCGUCACUCACGAGGUCGGCGACAUUAAGGACGAUGAGUAUGUCUAUGUCCUUGCAGAUGGAUCGGUGGCUCAAGAGGGUCUCAAGCGUGAGGUUGCCAAGGAUGAGAGCGGCCUCUUUGCCUCGUUCGUUGCCUCUGCCGAGACUGCCUGUUCCGGCACUGACAGCGAGACUGAGAGCGAGACUGAGAGUGAAUCCGAUUCCUCUGACGACGGUCCUCUCCAGGAGUCCCAAUAUGCUAGGUCGCCCCGAGGUGCGCUCAUCAGCAACCAAAGAAUGCCUGUGGGCCUGUUCCAGCGCAUCUCGCUAGGACCCCGAGCAACCAUCGCACAGGAGUCCAUCUGCCGAUCCAUCACUCACAAGAUGGCCACGGAUGAUGAGCCUGUGACUGUCAACAUCAGCCGCCCCUCUAGUAUCCGGAUCAUAGCGCAGCAAGGAUUAGCAGCUCAAAGAAGUAGGACUCUGAAUGCACGCCAGGCUUUGCGGACCGAUCUGGACCCGGAGCUCCAAGUGUCUCUCGACUCACUAGACCGUUUCUUUCUCGAGCACCUUGCCAAGCCCAGGGGCCGCGAGAGCCCAUCUAAGGGGACCCAACUACCUUCACUCGCGGCCAUUUUGAAGACUGUCUGGCCGACGCUGGACAGGACGGGCAAGGCUCAACUGAUCGCUGGUAUUGCUCUGUGUCUGGUUGUCGCAGGCAGCAACCCCGUCUUCUCCUUCUUCUUUGCCAAUCUUAUCGGACAAUUCUGGAACAUGGAGGGCCAAGAGAGCUCAGUCCCCAAGUGGGCUGGCCUCCUUGCCGCCAUUGCUGCUAUCGAUGCGAGCGCUACCUUCUUUGGCUACUUCCUCAUGGAACAAGUGGCCCAGAAAUGGGUCAAUAAUCUGCGCGCAGAGGCGAUCAAGCGCAUCCUUAGACAGCCCAAAUCGUGGUUCGACAGGGCAAACCAUUCCCCGGCUCGCAUCACCCAGUGCCUCGACCGCAACGCCGAGGAGAUGCGCAAGCUUGCCGGCAUGUUCGUGCCCCUCCUUUUGACCAUCUCCACCAUGAUGCUCUCCUCGCUCAUUUGGGCGCUGGUUGUCCGGUGGGACUUGACAUUGGUGACGCUCGCCGGCGUGCCCGUGGUCAUCGCAGCGGCGCGCGCCAACUCGCUGACGAGCGACAAGUGGGAGGCCGCCUGCGAUCAAGCUGCUGCCGCGACCAACGCCAUCUUCAGUGAGGCCUUGGCCAACAUCAGAGUCGUGCGCGCCCUGACACUGGAGCGCUACUUUAGCAACAAAUUCAGCCGCUCCGCAGCUGCCACCUACCAUCUCGGGGUGAAGCGUGCAGGCUUCAUCGGGUUCUUCUACGGCUUGCACCAGUCCAUCGUCUUCUUCCUGACCGCUCUCGUCUUCUUCUACGGUGCCAAGAUACUCGGCGAAGAGGGUACCACCGUGACCGACGUCGUCAGGGUCAUCAACCUCUUGCUCUUCUCGCUCGGCACCGCGGUUGCCAUGCUGGGCAACGUCCCGCAGAUCGCCGCCGCCAAGGCCACGGCGGUGCAGAUGCUCUACUACGCCAACCUAUCGCACGCCGCGAGCCACGAGUCUCGAGGCGAAAGGCGGCUCUUCACCCCGCUCCCCGUCCGCAUGACGAACCUGCGAUUCGCCUACCCCAGCGCGCCCCAGACCCAGGUCCUGCGCAACAUCAACCUGCAGUUCGACGCCGGUACGUGCACAGCCAUCGUGGGCGCCUCGGGCUGCGGCAAAUCCACCAUCGUGAGUCUACUCUUGCGGCUAUACGACCCGCUGCAAGAAGAGACGGACCCGGCACGCGCAGCGCACCGAAGCGAAUCCGGAGCCCCCAUCUCCCCGACCCCGGAAUCCCCUAGCACUCCCCGAUGCCAACGCUCCUCCCCCUUCCCCUCUGCCACCGCCACCACCAACACCACCACCAACACCCCACCCCUGACCUACGCCUCUGUCCCCUCCUCCCACGUCCACACCCCUUCUCUGCGCGCCCGCAUCGCCUACGUGCCGCAGACCCCGGUCCUCUUCCCAGGCACGGUGCGCGCCAACCUGACCUACGGGCUGCACGAGGGGUCGCCGCUGCGGGCGGAGGCCAACGUCGUCCUCGCCGCGCAGCAGGCCGGCAUCCACCCGUUCGUCGCCUCGCUGCCGCAGGGGUACGACACGCCCCUCGGCGGCGACGGCGGCGGCGGCAUUGGCGGCGGCAUUGGCGGCGGGGGGCCGGCCGCCGUGUCGGGCGGGCAGGCGCAGCGGCUGUGCAUCGCGCGCGCCCUCGCCCGCCGCCCGCGCCUGCUCGUGCUCGACGAGCCCACCAGCGCGCUGGACGCCGAGGCGGCCGCCGAGGUGAGGCGGCUCCUGCGCCGCCUGGUGGAGGGCGGGGGCAUGGCGGUCGUCGUGGUGACGCACAGCAAGGAGAUGAUGCGGAUGGCGGACCGGGUGGUGAUGAUUGAGGGAGGGGUCGUGGCGGAGCAGGGCGGGUACGACGAGCUGAUGACGGCCCCGGGAGGCAAGUUCCGGGCGCUGGUCGAGGGCGGGGUCUGGACUGCCGGCGAGGGCGGUUAUGCUGAGGAGAUGGAAGGGAAGGGGAAGGGGAAGGGGAAGAGAAAGAAGAAGAAGGAGAAGAAGGAGAAGAGGGGUGCUGCCGGGUGGAGGGACGUGGAGAGGUCGAGGGAGGAAGCGCUUAGGCGACUGGAGGGUAAGUCGGACUAA